GCCAAAACCCCAAUAUUCAUCCAGGACAACAUGCCAGCAACCACAUCAUCAAACUCAUUCUCUCAUUCUCUCAACCUCAUCGACCUCAACGACUACCUCGGACCAUCCCAACUAUGCACAAAACCAAACAUACCAACUACUCAAGAACAACAGCAACCAUCGCUUUCAAAAACUCAAAUCUUACUCGAUGACCAUCCACCACCAUCGACAAAAGUCACAGAGUCUCUCCCCAAGGCACAAAUCACUCUGAAUGACUGUUUGGCUUGUAGUGGAUGUAUAACUUCAUCAGAAUCUAUUCUCGUCUCCCUUCAAUCGGUCUUGGAAGUACGCAAGGAGAUCCAACAACCAAACCGCUAUCCGAUCGUAUCGAUCUCUUCGCAUUCGCUGGCUUCGUUUGUUGCUUACAAUCAACUAGACUCUCUAUCAACUGGAUUCAAAGUCCUGAAGAAAUAUUUCACCCGUUCACACAACUUUGCACUCGUCCUCGAUACCAGCUUUUCGCAGCGCCUACAUCUGUUGGAGAGUCAGAGAGAAUUCAAGGAACACAGAAGGCGACAGAAAGAAGCCAAAGUCUCUGGCGGCAAGGCCCCACUCCUAGCGAGUAGCUGUCCGGCAUGGAUCUGUUAUGCGGAGAAGACCCAGGGGAAGAACGGAAUCUUGGAGAUGAUCAGUCGGGUGAAAUCCGCUCAGCAGAUCCAGGGCUCCCUGCUGAAGAGCCCACGCUUUGCCGAAUCAGUCGGACUUGGAUCGGCUGAGCCGAUCUACCACGUCUGUGUGAUGUCCUGCUACGAUAAAAAGCUCGAGGCCAGUCGAUCAGAUUUCCAGAGCGAUGAGGGGAUUAAGGAUGUCGAUUGCGUGUUGACGACCCGGGAGGUACAGGAAAUGAUCCAGGAAGACGGUUUCGAUAUUCUCCAGGCAGCUCAAGAAACUGAGGAAUCCGGACAGACACUCGACAGUCAAGUCGGCAUUCCGAUCUGGAUCGAUCAUCCUCCACCCAUUGGAUCAAGCAGUGGUGGAUACCUCUUCAACCUCCUAAGGGCUAGCGUCCCCACAGACCGGGGAAAUAUUAUCGAUCGGCUGAGGCUGACUGUUGACCGAAAACGAGGAUCAGAUUACGUCGAGUACCGGCUACAACUCGCCCAUGCUUCUUCUUCCCAAGAUAUUCAAGACAUUCCGACACAGGAACCGGAAACGUUGUUUUACGGUGCCCUCUUCUACGGGUUCAAAAACCUUCAGAACCUGAUUCGCAAGAUUGCCCCACCCUCGUCCUCUUCAACAACGAACCCGAGGGCCCGGAUCAUGGGGCGACGUCGGAAGGACCAGGGCGUGGAAGCCGCGAAGGAGGCUGACCGGACUUAUGACUUUGUCGAGGUCAUGGCCUGUCCCUCCGGCUGCGUCAAUGGGGGAGGACAGAUCCCGUUCGGUUCCCAACCCGGUCCAUCUUCAUCCGCACCUACAAACAAACAAUUGAUCGCCAAGCUCGAACAAGUCUACUUCCAGUCCUCCUCUCCCUCCUGUUCCCCCGAGGAAGCUCAGCAGCUCAAGGCGGUCGCCAACGACCAGCAGGCCGACUUGGUGGACACCCUCCAGGCUGCAGACCUGCUCGAUUCCCAUGAACACACAUUUAUCCUUUCAUGGCUAGACUCUUGGGGCUUUCUAUCUGACCAGGCGUCCAGAGAUAGGACCUUCCUGACCUCCUAUAGGGCCGUCGAACCCGAAUCUAACGGGUUCGCAGUCCAAUGGUAGUCCCCCCAUCCAUUUUUCCCCCUCUCCCCUUCCCCACUUUUCCCUUCGGACUUUCGUUGGUUAUAAUUAUCACUGGUGCUUUCAGCAUCUGCAUCAUCAGCAUCAGCAUCAUCGGCAUACUUUUUCCCAUUAUUUCUUCAUGCACGCAUAUCCUCGCGAUCAACUGAUAUUUAUUGUUAGAUAGGGUCUUUAAAAGUGUAGUACCAGCAAUUCAUGGGGUUUUCCUCCACAAGUGUUAGACUUUGCCUCUA
Messenger RNA from Puccinia graminis f. sp. tritici CRL 75-36-700-3, 1997 nucleotides. RefSeq lists its product as uncharacterized. Lineage: Eukaryota; Fungi; Basidiomycota; Pucciniomycetes; Pucciniales; Pucciniaceae. Gene Ontology annotation, biological process: iron-sulfur cluster assembly. The record is from RefSeq and is a predicted model, not a curated record. Gene Ontology annotation, cellular component: cytosolic [4Fe-4S] assembly targeting complex. The transcript has 2 exons. The coding region runs from base 31 to 1746 and encodes 571 amino acids. Gene Ontology annotation, molecular function: 4 iron, 4 sulfur cluster binding.